GGAUUUAACGAUGACUCGCCGCGGUUGGGGCUGAAGCCGAUAUCGAUCAAGCAGUCGGCGGGGCCAAGCUUCGAGGUGGAGGAGGGGGGGCACAUGGUGCGGUGGGCCGGGUGGGAGUUCCACCUCAAGGUGGACGCGCGGGCCGGGGUGGUGGUGUCGCGAGUUCGGGCGAGGGACCCGGACACCGGAGAGUGGCGGGGCGUCAUGCACAAGAGCUUCAUGUCGGAGCUCUUCGUGCCAUACAUGGACCCGACUGACGCCUGGUACUUCAAGACCUACAUGGACGCCGGCGAGUACGGGUUCGGCCUGCAGGCGAUGCCGCUCGUGCCGCUCAACGACUGCCCCCGGAACGCGCACUACAUGGAUGGCGUGUUCGCCGCCGCCGACGGCCGGCCCUACGUCAGGGAGAACAUGGUAUGCAUCUUCGAGCGGUAUGCGGGCGACAUCGCGUGGCGCCACUCCGAGAGUCCGAUCACUGGCAUGGAUAUACGGGAGGCGAGGCCGAAGGUGACGCUCAUGGCGAGGAUGGCAGCGUCAGUGGCGAACUACGACUACAUCAUCGACUGGGAGUUCCAAACAGAUGGGCUGAUCCGUGUCAAGGUUGGGCUCAGCGGCAUUCUCAUGGUGAAAGGAACCCCGUUCUCGCACCUUAACCAAUUCCCGCAGAACGAGGACAUGUACGGCACCAUCCUGUCGGAGAACGUGAUCGGCGUCAUCCACGACCACUACAUCACCUUCCACCUCGACCUGGACGUCGACGGCGCCAACAACUCCUUCGUCAAGGUCAAGAUGGCGAGAGAGGACGCCAACCCCGGGGAGUCGCCGAGGACGAGCUACAUCAAGGCCACUAGGCAGGUCGCCAAGACCGAGAAGGACGCGCAGAUCAAGAUGAAGCUGUACGAGCCAUCGGAGUUCCAUGUGAUCAAUCCGUCCAAGACCACGAGGGUCGGCAACCCGGUCGGCUAUAAGGUGGUGCCCGCUGCCACGGCGGCCAGCCUGCUCGACCACGACGAUCCCCCGCAGCGAAGAGGCGCAUUCACCAACAACCAGAUAUGGGUGACACCGUACAACGAGAGCGAGGAAUGGGCGGGUGGGCUGUUCGUGUACCAGAGCAAAGGGGAGGACACACUGGCUGUUUGGUCUGAGAGGGACAGGGCCAUCGAGAACAGGGACAUCGUGCUGUGGUACACGUUGGGAUUCCACCACAUCCCUUGCCAGGAAGAUUACCCGAUCAUGCCGACCGUGUCCGCCAGCUUCGACCUCAAGCCGGUGAACUUCUUCGAGAGCAAUCCGACCCUAAGCGCGCCGCCAAACUUCGAGAAGGACCUCCCCGUGUGCGUGGCCGCAGCAGCAUCCGCCUGAGGGCGCUCGUGCUUCCGGGGUGGGCGGUGGAGUGUUACGUGUAUAGGGUGCUCUGUAUUGUGUGCUUGAUGGAAUGGAACAGCGGGUGUUGGGAUUUCCAUGUCCACAAAACCUUCUCAUGGCCUGUACUGUUAAGCUGCUCUUCUGUCGCAUGCCAUGUUCCUCCUUCGCAGACUCUUGAUUUCUUCCGCUGACAAGGAUCUAACGAGAGUUGGAUCUAAGGUGUUGCAUUGCAUGAUGUAAAGAGGCACUGCGAGCAGCAAUAAAUAAUGGUUUGGUGGUGUGGAAGCA
Molecule: messenger RNA, 1653 nt
Organism: Musa acuminata AAA Group (dessert banana)
Lineage: Eukaryota; Viridiplantae; Streptophyta; Magnoliopsida; Zingiberales; Musaceae
Product: amine oxidase [copper-containing] gamma 1-like
Exons: 5
Coding region: 94-1362 (422 amino acids)
Biological process (GO): amine metabolic process
Molecular function (GO): primary methylamine oxidase activity; copper ion binding; quinone binding
Source: RefSeq, a predicted model, not a curated record